GCGCACGCACUCGCAAUGGACGUGGUCCGGCGACGUGAAGACGUGUAGAACGUAGAACGAUCGCCGCGGUUAUCCGUGGUUACUGGUUAGUAGCGAGAGCAGUCCGCAGUGUUGCUAUAGUCAGGUACCCAACAGGAAUAGAUCGACGGACUCAACGUCGUCCGCACAUAUCGUGUGGGUUCAACCUCCGGUGUAGAUCAUCGCCGUCAUAGAUCAUACCGUAUAAUAUCGUCAUCGUGCAUUCGUGCGUUCGCAGCUGCACAGCAUUCGACCGCGCGUCGUACAGAAUAAAAAAUAUUAUUUUUUUAAGUAUUAUACAUUAACGAUAUUAUUGUACCUCGACGUACCGGUCGAAAUGUUCAGCGGCAAGUGCACGAGUGCGGCCAGAUUGGACGGCAAGACCGCCAUCAUCACCGGUUCGAACACGGGAAUCGGCAAAGUCACGGCCAAAGAGUUCUACAGGAUCGGUGCUAAGGUUAUUGUAGCAUGCCGAGAUGUUAAAAAAGCGGAACAAGCUGUUACAGAGAUAGUGGCCGAUGUAAAAGGUGAUAAUUUAGGACAACUGGUCGUAGAGGAAUUGGACUUGGCAUCUUUCGCUUCGAUUAAACGCUGUGCAAAAAAUAUUUUGCAAAAAGAAAAAAAUAUUCAUCUCUUAGUGAACAAUGCUGGGGUAAUGGCGUGCCCUAAGAGUAAAACCCAAGAUGGCUUUGAAACACAGUUUGGCGUGAAUCACUUGGGACACUUUCUAUUCACAUCACUACUAUUGCCAAGAAUCCGAAAUUCAACUCCGGCUCGGAUCGUUAACGUUUCAUCGAUGGCUCACACAAGAGGUGUAAUUAAUUUUGAAGACAUAAAUUACGAUGCAAAUUAUUCGGCCAUGGUAGCUUACAGCCAAAGUAAACUGGCCAAUGUGCUGUUUUCAAAGGAAUUGUCAAAAAGGCUCGAAGGUACCGGGGUACAUGUGUACAGUUUACAUCCUGGCCUCGUAAAAACAGAAUUAGGUAGAACAAUCGACCAAGUGUACUUUCCAGGAAUGCGAUUCAUAGCUCGUUUCUUUCUCUAUCCGUGGAUGAAAACCCCAGAACAAGGAGCUCAAACUACUUUACAUUGUUCGAUUGACGAAAAAGCUGGAGAAGAAAAUGGUCUCUACUACAGCGAUUGUAAGGUAAAAGAACCUUCAGCAUUAGCCAAAGACCCAGAAUUGGCCAAAAAACUUUGGGAAACUAGUAUAGAAAUGGUCGGCUUAAAGGAUUACGACAUGUUUAAAUGCAGUGGAGACUCGCUCCCCGAACCUUUAAAAGACGUUUGAACGAGAAAUUCUCAUCGUUUUAUAAUACAAAUAGUUUUAUUUUAUUUUUACAUAUAGUUAUUUUAAUCUGUACUUAUAAGUUUAUUAAUUUUAU
Melanaphis sacchari is the source of this 1403-nucleotide messenger RNA. Its product is annotated as retinol dehydrogenase 12-like. Bases 356 to 1309 code for a protein of 317 amino acids. The record is from RefSeq and is a predicted model, not a curated record. The transcript has 6 exons. Lineage: Eukaryota; Metazoa; Arthropoda; Insecta; Hemiptera; Aphididae.